This is a messenger RNA of Aspergillus clavatus NRRL 1, 1251 nucleotides long. It is a transcript of the gene rad18, whose product is annotated as E3 ubiquitin-protein ligase RAD18. The transcript is spliced from 3 exons. NCBI's taxonomy places the organism in Eukaryota, Fungi, Ascomycota, Eurotiomycetes, Eurotiales, Aspergillaceae. Gene Ontology annotation, cellular component: nucleus; Rad6-Rad18 complex. Gene Ontology annotation, biological process: DNA damage tolerance; protein monoubiquitination. The record is from RefSeq and is a predicted model, not a curated record. Gene Ontology annotation, molecular function: ubiquitin protein ligase activity; single-stranded DNA binding. Bases 1 to 1251 code for a protein of 416 amino acids.
AUGGAGCAUACAUUCGACCUUCCCGACUCUACCGAUUGGUUAGAAACGCCACUAUCGCUGCUCGCACCACUCGAAUCCUCGCUCCGCUGUCAAGUCUGCAAGGACUUUUUUGACAACCCCGUCAUCACCUCAUGCAGCCACACAUUUUGCUCGUUAUGUAUUCGAAGAUGCCUAAGUACCGAAGGGAAAUGCCCUGCAUGCCGAAGUUCGGACCAGGAGCUUAAGCUACGGCGCAAUUGGGCCGUUCAGGAGUUGGUAGAAGCGUUUCAGAAUGCCCGCCCGAGUGUGCUGGAACUCGCGAGGAAGGCUGCGAACUCGCGUUUGGACGAGGAGGAAUGUACAGAGCUACCUGCGGCGAAGAAGCGCAAAGUUGAUCAGGAGGCUGGAUCCGGCUUGGGCGCUUCGGAGGGUGUGCGGACGCGAUCGCAGAGCAGACGCGGAAAUAGUCAGGCGGAGCCGGUUCUGUUGGAUGUGAUUGAGGACGACCAAGAUGAGGAAUAUAUUCCCGAAGACGGGCUUGUUGCGUGUCCCAUCUGCGGCAGGAGAAUGAAGAAUGAGGCAGUCUUCCCGCAUCUGGAUACCUGCACAGGGGACCGCGCCCCUUCGAAACAAGCUUCUUUUGGUUCUCUGCAUCCACUGUCCCCAGCCGCGCGCAAAACCAAAGUUGUCACCGACAAACCGCUGGAACGACUCCCUAUAAUCAACUAUUCUUUGUUGAAGGAUAAUGUUCUUCGCAAGAAGCUAAAAGACUUAGGUAUACCAAACUUCGGUCCGCGACCUCUUCUGCAAAGACGCCAUACAGAGUGGAUGAAUCUAUGGAAUGCCAAUUGCGACUCGAGAGCGCCCAAAUCCAAACGAGAACUGUUGCAUGAAUUGAGCAUAUGGGAGCGGACUCAGGGUGGCUAUGCUGCCCAGCCUUCGGAGUCGAGCAAUACAGUCAUGCGGAAGGACUUUGAUGCGGAAUCGUGGUCAGCCAACCAUGACGGCGACUUCAAGCGGUUAAUUGAGAAUGCGCGGAAAAGGAGCGACGCUUUGGUCCGCACAACCAUACCCCAGACAGCUUCAGCCCCAAACAAAGAGGCAGCAGAAUCGGCACCGGGGCAACCCACAGAGCUUUCAACGCCAUCGCAACAGGCACAGAUGCCCGAAAUGCUAUCCGCAGACGCUCCAGCUGCAAUUGCCUCCGAGAGUGAAGCUCAGACAAUGCAUACUCAUAGUCAUAGCCAGGUAGCCAAUGCCGUGCCGGAGUAA